AUGGAUCAGGUUUCGAAUCUCCUCGCCGAACGGGGCCCCGUCGUGGCAUCUGUCGCCCUGCUACUGGCUGGUGUCUUUGUCUUGUCCAGCCUAGGUCUUUUCAGCAAUGGCGCCGCCAAAUUACCCUUGGUAGGACAGGAGAUAGGUAGCGCCGAGAAACGUAGGAAAGCCUUCAUUGCGAAUGCUCGCGACCUGUACGCCAGGGGCUACAAGCAGUUCCAGAACAAGGCCUGGAGACUAACAGACACCGAUGGCGAGAGAAUCGUCCUACCCCGUCACCUCGUCGAUGAGGCUCGACGCAUUCCGGAUAGCCACAUCGACAUCAACAAAGCAUUCGAGAAGGCGAACGAGAUCAAGUAUACUGGUCUUGGUGGCAACCAGCAACAUACUGAUUUCCUGAUCCAUCUGAUUCGCAGCGACCUCACCCGCGGUCUCAACCGUAUCAACACGCGCCUGAGUGCAGAAACCGCCGCAACAGUCAUCCGGGAACUAGGACCAUGUGAAGACUGGACCCCUGCUGUUGUCUAUUCGAAGCUCCUGCGGAUAGUCGCCAUCGUCUCUGGUAACAUCUUUUUGGGCCCCGAACUGUGCCAGCAGGACGAGUGGACCAACCCCGCCAUCACCUACACCGUGGACCUCUUCACGGCCAUCGGCAAGUUGAAGCAGUGGUCGCCAUGGACGCGGCCCAUCGGGCAGUACUUCAUCCCCGAGCUCAAGAGUAUCAAGCAAAAGAGAAAGCAGGCUCGCGCGUGGUUGGCACCAGUCAUUGCAGAACGGAGGAAGCUGAUGAAGGAGGGCAAGGAGCUGCCGGAUGAUAUGCUGCAGUGGAUGAUGAACAAAUCUGCGGAAUUCAAUAUCUCCGACGAUGAUCUGUCCCUGAUCCAACUUAACUUGAGUCUGGCAGCGAUCCACACCACUACUUUGACGACUACUAUGACCCUGUACGAUCUUGUUGUCCGUCCGGACCUCGUAAAAGAGCUGCGACAUGAGAUUAAAACAGUCCUCGCAGCCAAUGAUAACGUGUUGACCACUCAGGCGCUCUUCCAGAUGAAGCUGCUUGAUAGCGUUAUGAAGGAGUCGCAGAGAUUGAACCCUGGGAGCCUAGUGCGAUUUGUGCGUUACGUUGAGAAGCCGGUCACCCUCAGCGACGGCACGCAUUUGCCAUCCGGUUCCAUGAUCGAGUCUCCAUACGGAUCAAUCGUGCAAGAUCCCACACUCUACACCAACCCUCAGACAUUUGACGCCCACCGCUUCUUGAACCUACGCAAUGGAACAGUCCCCGAUCCCUUGGAGUACAAAAACCGGGAGCAGUACCAAUUCGUCACCGUCACCAAGGAUUUCAUGCACUUCGGGUACGGACGGCACGCUUGCCCUGGUCGUUUCUUCGCCGCCAAUGAAAUCAAGCUGAUCUUGGCCCGCAUUCUGCUUGACUACGACAUCAAGAUGCCCGACGGAGUGACAGAGCGCUACCCGAACUUGAAGAUGGGUCUUGACGACCUCCCAGAUCCCACGAGAGAAAUAAUGUUCAAGAGGGCAAAGGCGUGA
Neoarthrinium moseri is the source of this 1545-nucleotide messenger RNA. RefSeq lists its product as uncharacterized. Gene Ontology annotation, molecular function: iron ion binding; oxidoreductase activity, acting on paired donors, with incorporation or reduction of molecular oxygen; heme binding. The transcript is spliced from 8 exons. Lineage: Eukaryota; Fungi; Ascomycota; Sordariomycetes; Amphisphaeriales; Apiosporaceae. The record is from RefSeq and is a predicted model, not a curated record. Bases 1 to 1545 code for a protein of 514 amino acids.